Molecule: messenger RNA, 3716 nt
Organism: Pistacia vera
Lineage: Eukaryota; Viridiplantae; Streptophyta; Magnoliopsida; Sapindales; Anacardiaceae
Product: cellulose synthase A catalytic subunit 2 [UDP-forming]-like
Exons: 14
Coding region: 194-3475 (1093 amino acids)
Biological process (GO): cellulose biosynthetic process; plant-type primary cell wall biogenesis
Cellular component (GO): plasma membrane; trans-Golgi network
Molecular function (GO): cellulose synthase (UDP-forming) activity
Source: RefSeq, a predicted model, not a curated record
CCCCACAUUAUAGAAUGAGCAAAAAUCACAGCUUUGCAUUUGCAUUUAUAUAGACCGAGGGAGUGAGGAAGAGAGAGAGAAGGUAAAGCAAAGGUGGGCUCUUGGCGAGCUGUGAGUGAUGAAAGAGUGAUUUUUUUUUCGUGAAGUGCGUUUGUUUUUGUUUUGAGGGGCAUUGAGUGCGUGUUGUGAAUUAAUGGCCACCAACGGGAGGCUUAUUGCAGGUUCUCAUAACAGGAAUGAGUUUGUUCUUAUCAAUGCCGAUGAGGUUGCAAGAGUAACGUCUGUUAAAGAAUUGAGCGGUCAGAUUUGCCAGAUCUGUGGGGAUGAAAUAGAAAUAGCGGACAAUGGGGAGCCAUUUGUUGCCUGUAAUGAAUGUGCAUUCCCUGUGUGUAGGCCCUGCUAUGAAUAUGAAAGAAGAGAGGGCAAUCAAGCCUGCCCUCAAUGCAAAACAAGAUACAAGCGCUUGAAAGGGAGUCCCAGAGUAGAAGGGGAUGAAGAAGAAGAUGAUACUGAUGAUUUGGAGAAUGAGUUUGAUAUUGGUAGCAAUGAUAGAAGAGAUCCUCACAACAUUGCUGAGGCCAUGCUCUCUGCACGCCUUAAUACCGGUCGUGGUUCCCAAGGCAGAGUCACUACACCAUCAGAGGUGGAUUCUGCUUCUGUUGCUGGAGAGAUCCCUCUUCUGACCUACGGCCAAGAGGAUGUUGGGAUUUCCUCUGAUAAGCAUGCUCUUAUUAUUCCACCAUUUAUGGGUCAUGGAAAGCGGGUUCAUCCGAUGGCAUUUCCUGAUUCAUCUAUGACUUUGCCUCCCAGACCUAUGGAUCCUAAAAAAGAUUUGGCAGUAUAUGGCUAUGGAACUGUUGCAUGGAAGGAGCGAAUGGAGGAGUGGAAGAAAAAGCAAAAUGAAAAAUUUCAAGUUGUCAAGCAUGAAGGAGGAAAAGGUGAUGGAAACAAUGAUGGGGAUGGACUGGAUGACCCUGAUUUGCCCAUGAUGGAUGAAGGCAGGCAGCCACUCUCAAGAAAACUACCUAUACCUUCAAGCAAGAUAAAUCCAUACAGAAUCGUUAUUAUAAUCCGGCUUGCGAUUCUUGGCCUGUUUUUCCACUAUAGACUUCUCCAUCCAGUCCAUGAUGCUUAUUGGCUGUGGCUACUAUCAGUAAUUUGUGAAAUAUGGUUUGCUGUUUCUUGGAUAUUUGAUCAGUUUCCAAAAUGGUACCCAAUUGUACGAGAAACAUACCUUGACCGCUUGUCAUUGAGGUAUGAGAAAGAAGGAAAGCCAUCUGAGUUAGCUGAUAUAGACAUAUUUGUAAGUACAGUUGAUCCUAUGAAAGAGCCUCCACUUAUCACUGCAAACACGGUUCUUUCCAUCCUUGCUGUAGAUUAUCCCGUGGACAAAGUUGCAUGCUAUGUCUCAGAUGAUGGUGCUGCCAUGCUCACUUUUGAAGCCCUCUCUGAGACAUCUGAGUUUGCUAGAAAAUGGGUCCCAUUCUGCAAGAAGUUCAGUAUUGAGCCCCGGGCUCCAGAGUGGUAUUUUGCCCAGAAGGUUGACUAUUUAAAAAAUAAAGUAGAUCCGACAUUUGUGAGGGAACGUCGUGCCAUGAAGAGGGAAUAUGAAGAGUUUAGAGUUCGCAUAAAUGGGUUGGUUGCCAUGGCACAGAAAGUUCCUGAGGAUGGUUGGACAAUGCAGGAUGGAACUCCAUGGCCAGGGAACAAUGUGAGGGAUCAUCCUGGCAUGAUUCAGGUCUUCCUUGGCCAUAAUGGGGUUCGUGAUAUUGAAGGAAACGAAUUACCUCGUUUGGUUUAUGUGUCUCGUGAAAAGAGACCAGGAUUUAAUCACCACAAAAAGGCUGGAGCCAUGAAUGCUUUGAUCCGAGUCUCAGCAAUCAUAUCAAAUGCUCCUUACCUGCUGAAUGUUGAUUGUGAUCAUUAUAUAAAUAACAGUAAGGCACUUCGUGAAGCCAUGUGCUUCAUGAUGGAUCCCACAUCAGGAAAGAAAAUCUGUUAUGUGCAAUUUCCUCAAAGAUUUGACGGAAUUGAUCGUAAUGAUAGAUACUCUAACCGCAAUGUUGUAUUCUUUGAUAUCAACAUGAAAGGAUUGGACGGGAUCCAGGGGCCUAUUUAUGUUGGAACUGGGUGUGUCUUCAGGAGGCAGGCACUCUAUGGAUACGAUGCCCCUGUCAAGAAGAAACCUCCAAGGAAGACCUGUAAUUGCUUUCCGAAAUGGUGCUGCGGUUGUUGCAAAUCAAGAAGGAGAAAUAAAAAGGUGAAGGCAAAUGAGAAAAAGAAGAAGAACAAGGAGACUUUAAAGCAGAUACAUGCACUUGAAAAUAUUGAGGAGGGAAUUGAAGGAGUAGAUAAUGAAAAGUCAGCUCUGAUGUCCCAAAUAAAGUUUGAGAAGAAAUUUGGACAAUCACCUGUUUUCAUAGCUUCAACACUUAUGGAAGAUGGUGGAGUUCCGAGAGGAGCUUCAUCAGCAGCACUCUUGAAAGAAGCGAUACAUGUGAUUAGCUGUGGCUACGAGGACAAAACGGAAUGGGGUAAAGAGGUUGGGUGGAUAUAUGGAUCUGUUACAGAAGAUAUAUUAACUGGUUUCAAAAUGCAUUGCCAUGGUUGGCGAUCAGUUUAUUGCAUACCCAAAAGGCCUGCUUUCAAGGGUUCAGCUCCUAUUAACCUUUCAGAUCGUCUACAUCAGGUUCUCCGAUGGGCUUUGGGAUCUGUGGAGAUCUUUUUUAGCAGGCAUUGUCCGAUAUGGUAUGGGUUUGGGUGCGGUUUGAAACCAUUGGAGCGUUUCUCGUAUAUAAACUCAGUUGUUUACCCCUUGACAUCCAUUCCCUUGAUCGUAUAUUGUACAUUGCCAGCUAUCUGCCUCCUUACUGGGAAGUUCAUUGUCCCCGCGAUUAGCAACUAUGCCAGUAUCGUUUUCAUGGCUAUGUUCAUAUCCAUUGCCGCAACUAGCAUCCUCGAAAUGCAAUGGGGAGGGGUUGGCAUACAUGACUGGUGGAGAAACGAGCAGUUCUGGGUGAUUGGUGGCGUCUCAUCACACUUAUUUGCUCUCUUCCAGGGUCUGCUCAAGGUGUUGGCUGGAGUCAACACAAACUUCACUGUUACCUCCAAGGCAGCCGAUGAUGGAGAAUAUUCUGAGCUCUACUUCUUCAAGUGGACAUCUUUAUUGAUCCCUCCCUUGACUUUGUUAAUCAUAAACAUAAUUGGAGUCAUAGUCGGAGUUGCAGAUGCCAUCAGUAAUGGUUAUGAUUCAUGGGGUCCUCUCUUCGGUAGACUCUUUUUCGCCUUAUGGGUCAUCGUCCAUCUUUACCCAUUCCUCAAAGGGUUCAUGGGAAAACAAAACAGGAUUCCAACCAUCAUUAUUGUCUGGUCAAUACUUUUGGCUUCAAUUUUCUCCCUUCUAUGGGCAAGAGUCAACCCAUUCGUGUCGAGAGGCGGGGUUGUAUUAGAAGUUUGUGGGUUGGAUUGCAACUGAGAUACGCGUAUAGAAAGUUUAGAAUGUUAAAGUUUCAUUCAUGUAGAAGUAUCUUGAUAUUUACAUAAGCAGGCUACAUUUUUCGGUUGAAGGCGAAGACACAACAUAACACGGUGUACUGUUGCUCGCCAGAAAACUUAAAAGAAGAUAUGCCGCAAAGGAAAAUGGUGGCGGGUUGUUUGUAGAUACAGAAAGGAUUGGGGUGGUUUGAGAUGGAUAUUUGUUUUGCCAAAGCUUUUCA